Molecule: messenger RNA, 1080 nt
Organism: Orussus abietinus
Lineage: Eukaryota; Metazoa; Arthropoda; Insecta; Hymenoptera; Orussidae
Gene: Prosalpha5
Product: proteasome subunit alpha type-5
Exons: 3
Coding region: 153-881 (242 amino acids)
Biological process (GO): proteasome-mediated ubiquitin-dependent protein catabolic process
Cellular component (GO): proteasome core complex; nucleus; proteasome core complex, alpha-subunit complex
Source: RefSeq, a predicted model, not a curated record
GUCUAAUUUGGCGACUCUGAGAGUAUUUCGUGUCCCGCUGUUGGUAACGCUGCUGAGUCGGCACUUUACACUUUACAAAUCCAUUGUUUCUGACAACUGAUCUUCGGCCCGUUCCAAUUAAUUUAUUCAUUCAAUAAUCAAAGGUUGAAAAGAUGUUCUUGACACGUUCAGAAUAUGACCGUGGGGUGAAUACUUUUUCCCCGGAAGGGCGCUUGUUCCAAGUUGAAUACGCUAUAGAAGCCAUUAAACUUGGUUCGACUGCAAUUGGGAUAUGUACUUCCGAGGGAGUAGUCUUAGCUGUUGAAAAACGUAUCACUUCACCUUUAAUGGUCCCGACCACUGUUGAGAAAAUUGUGGAAGUCGAUAAGCACAUAGGAUGCGCCGUGUCAGGUUUAAUGGCAGACUCGAGAACGAUGAUCGAUAGAGCUAGAGUCGAAUGUCAGAACCACUGGUUUACCUAUAAUGAAAAAAUGACCGUUGAGUCUGCAGCUCAAGCAGUAUCAAACCUAGCGAUUCAGUUUGGAGAUAGCGACGAUGAUGGCAGUGCCAUGUCUAGACCAUUCGGUGUAGCUAUACUUUUUGCUGGCAUUGAUGAAAAAGGUCCGCAAUUGUUCCACAUGGACCCAUCCGGUACUUUUGUGCAGUUUGAUGCAAAAGCUAUCGGGUCUGGCAGUGAAGGAGCUCAACAGUCGCUUCAAGAAGUUUACCAUAAGUCUAUGACAUUGAAAGAGGCAAUAACGGCUGCCUUAACAAUAUUGAAACAAGUCAUGGAGGAAAAAUUGAAUGGUACCAAUAUCGAAGUGAUGACCAUGACACCAGAAGCAUUGUUCCACAUGUUCGGCAAAGAUGAACUACAGGAGGUGAUUAAAGACAUAGCCUAAGUUUUCGAUCGUUAUUUAGGCUCGAACUAAUAUCUCAAAUCAUGAAUGAAAUGGGUGACACGUUGCAUACUUACUCAGUAUUUAUAUUCACGCAAUGGGUCUGUCGUUUUAAGAGUAUACAUUGUUCUUUUUCCUACAUUGUCUAUUCGCAGAGAAAAAUAUUGAAAUAUAUCGCAGAAAAGGAAGAAUCUUUUUAGAA